Messenger RNA from Branchiostoma floridae (Florida lancelet), 6073 nucleotides. Its product is annotated as solute carrier organic anion transporter family member 4A1-like. Lineage: Eukaryota; Metazoa; Chordata; Leptocardii; Amphioxiformes; Branchiostomatidae. The record is from RefSeq and is a predicted model, not a curated record. Gene Ontology annotation, molecular function: protein binding. Gene Ontology annotation, biological process: transmembrane transport; sodium-independent organic anion transport. Gene Ontology annotation, cellular component: membrane. The transcript has 11 exons. Bases 587 to 2668 code for a protein of 693 amino acids.
UCGGCACGUGAUUGGUCCAUGCAGGGAUUUUCCCCUGGGGUUUAUUUAGCAUGUGGCUGUUGAUUUCACUCACAAAUCCUCGCGUGUUCAGUAGGGAUAAAACCACCGGUCUUUCUGUCCACUUACUACGCCACGUUGAUGAGACCAAGCUGGGGAGAGAGUUGGAACCAAGAUCACAGGAGAAAUUUGUGAUCUCUACAUCGCGACAACCGUUGUGAACUGACUGUGAAAGUUGGGUGAGAAGAAAUCAUCAGUAUCGACAACAAGUGAAGAGGCCACAUUCUAUGCAAGGGGCUCGGUAUCAACUCAGCAACGACGGCUAUAUAAAUCUGCCAAUGUCAAUACCUUAAGCAACAUUUGAUCUAUAGCAAACAGUCACGAGAACAAGAGUACUUCCACUCAGAUACUGUGCGUAGUUUGAGGACCAACACGUUCGGCUGCAAUCCUGUUGUUUUGGUCAUACUACAUUAACGUUACAGUGAGACUAAAAACGCUCUGAUUUGGAGUUGAUAGUAGAGCCUGUGAUAUUACUACAACAAAUUGCAAGGGAGUUUUGUGAAUCGUUGUUUGGACUACCAGAAACAAGAUGGCAGGAGAUGAAGAGGAAAGAACAAGCGACCAAAGUUCUCAGGGUCCCCCGCAACCCGAAAUGGAUUCGCUAGUUCCGACACGAGAGGACCGAUACAGAAAUGGUGCGGCCUCGCAUUCGCCGACGACACCAACCUCCGGAAUCAGCCAGAUGUCGCACGUGUACUAUGAAGACCCGGAAGAAACCACUUGCGGGUGGGGGCCGUUUAGUCCCGCGUGCUGCCAGUUCUUCGCUAACCCGAAAGCCAUUCUUUUCUUCCUGUCGUGGCUUGCCUUCACGCAAGGUAUGGUUGUCAAUGGAUUUGUCAACGUUGUCAUUACGACGAUAGAAAAGAGAUUCAGUUUGCAGAGCUCGGAUACCGGCCUUAUCGCAAGCUGUUACGACAUUGCGUCCGUGCUGUGCCUUGUCGUGGUGAGUUAUCUUGGCGGAACGGGGCGUAAGCCGCGGUGGUUAGGCUGCGGAGCAAUAAUCAUGGGCCUCGGGUCACUAGUCUUCGCCUUACCACACUUCCUAACUGCUCCGUACCAAUACCAAUCUAUCGGGGUACAGUCAACGUGUAGUGUCGACACGAACUCGACGGAUAUGUGCUUGCUUGACGACAAGCUGUUAUCAAACUACAAGUACCUACACAUGCUCGGACAGCUUCUACACGGGAUGGGCGCCACUCCGCUCUACACACUCGGCGUGACGUACCUGGAUGAAAACGUCAAGGCGACGUACUCCUCUGUGUACUUAGGUGUUUUCUAUGGCCUGUCACUGAUUGGUCCAGCUGCAGGUUACCUUAUGGGUAGCCAGUUCCUGGGAUUCUUCACUGAACUAACCAGCACCGACAUCACCCCAGACCACCCCCUGUGGGUGGGAGCCUGGUGGGUCGGCUUUCUCCUGGCCGCCAUUAUGUCCUGGUCCGUCGCCAUCCCCAUUUUGGGCUACCCAAAAAGUCUACCAGGAUCCCUGAGGCACCGCAUGAUGAGGGAGUCAGAGGUGCACGCAGCGGCAAACAACACCAAAGCGAAUGACCCAGAGUUUGGACGCUCACUCAAAGACCUUCCAAAAUCGAUCUUAUACCUUCUGAAGAAUCCGACGUUCAUGUUCUUAAACCUGGCUGGUGCCACGGAAGGAACAUUGCUUACGGGGUUCUCAACGUUUGGACCGAAGUUCUUGGAGUCACAGUUUGGGCUGAGCGCUUCGUCUGCGUCCAUGUUAAUGGGUUUCGUGGUGGUGCCAGGUGCAGGGGGCGGUGCUAUAUUGGGUGGAGUCCUGGUGAACCGGCUCAGGCUGAAGUGUGUCGGUAUCAUCCGGUACUGCCUGGCGUUCAGCCUGGUCGGGCUGGUGGGCUGUUUCGUGUUCCUUCUCCAGUGUAACAAUGUGCCGUUUGCGGGCGUCAACACUUCCUACAUGGGAAUAAACAAGACGACAUCAUUUAGUCUCACAAGCACGUGCAACGCAGACUGCCAUUGCUCUCGUGACCGGUAUGACCCCGUCUGCGGAAACGACAACACCGUUUACUUUUCACCGUGUCACGCCGGAUGUGGCGAUCUGGCCACGCAAUCAGACAGCAAGAUGUACGCCAACUGUUCGUGCAUUGCGCCUGACCCGUUCGGUAACCUCACCACGGCAGUUCCAGGAAAGUGCACGCCAGAAUGUGCGUAUCUCCAGCCACUGUUCCUGGGUGUUCUCUUCAUCAUCAUCCUCUCCAUGUUCCUACUCUCCAUCCCGUCGCUAACGGCAACGCUCAGAUGUGUUCCUGACACCCAGAAGUCACUUGCAGUUGGAAUACAGUGGAUCCUGGUUCGAGUCCUUGGUACCAUUCCCGGCCCGAUCCUGUUCGGUGCGAUCAUCGACCAGACGUGUAUCCUGUGGCAGGAGAAGUGUGGCGAGGAGGGAUCGUGUUACCAGUACGAGAAUGCCGAGCUCAGCAAAUGGAUGCUCAUUCCCGCGAUCAUCUACAAGUUCCUGUCCACGAUGUGGUUCGCCUUGGCGCUGUUCUCCUACAAACCUCCGAAGUCACCGCACUCGCCGAAUGACGUGGACUCUGGACUAGCGGAUGAAGAGGUGGAGAUCAAGGUCACUACUUUGUAGCCAUGUUAAUUGCACCCCCUACUUAGUAGUGGUUAGGUCAAGUUCGAAGGUCAUUGAUAUAAGGUGAAUGAAAAUUAAGAUGAUCUCGUCAUUGUACAUCAGGAGGUGUAACAGUUAUGUUUUUUGAAAUGAUAGAAAAAAAUCAAGGUUUUUGUGGACAGUACAGUCAAGGAAUAUCAGUACAAAACCUGCUUGCAAUUUUAAAAUGAAAAUCCCACCGUGUAUGAUUUUCUUUUUUGCACCUUGGGUGUUUGAAAUAGUCAUACACAUACCUGUUUUUCCCUUGCAGUGGGAAUUGAUUUUUUUUUUCUUAGAGGGAGUAUUAGGCCUUCUUAAAAGUAGCAUGUACGAAAUUUUGAAAAAGAUAAAGCUAAAGAAAGUUUAUUUGCAAGUUCAUGCUUGUAGGCUCAAUUACAAGUACAUGGUAUAAACAAGAUAGGGAAUAUGCAUGUAACAAUGAACUGUGAUAAAGGAUUUUUGAAGACUAAUCCUGAGACAAAGAAGUGCCCCAAGCAACUUUGUCUGAAACUGCAGCUUGCAGUUGCAUCCCAAUAUGAUGUCUAUCUCUACUGCAAAGAUAUUGAACAUGGGAAUGACUCUGAUGGUCUUUGGUAUUUAUACAAAGGCUUGCACAGUUUGUUGUGUCGGGAACAUUAAGCCAAUUGACAAUAAUUUGUUGUACCACAGCAAUAGUAAAGAAGUUGAAUGGUUCUAAGGUUACAGAUUGAUUCAUUAACAGGGCUAAUUAAUGUUAAUUAAUGGGAUGCUAAUUACUCAUUGUCUCAGCAUUCCUGAUAAGUAUCAAAGAAUGCUUGCAGUAAUUGUAAGACUAUCAAAAUCUGCAAUAGAAAUGAGUACUUACUGUACAUUGUAGAUGUUAAAGUAUUGCAGUAAUAAUCAAGACAAUGCAAGCUCUCAGAAAAGUAUGUAAAAUCAAAAUUAUAGGAAAAUGUUAUAUAUUUUGCAUAAUGUCUAAAAGAUGUAUAUAUGUUGUUUUUCAUGAUGAGAUGGAAAGAAAUAUGUACAGAGGUGUUGAAAGUAGGUGAGUUAGCUUCUUAUACUGAUAAGAGAAUACUAGUAUGUCACAAAAUGAUCGUGCACAAGUAUACAGUCAAACUGGCCAAGAAGACCAGUCAAUGGACCGAUAAAAUCUGGUCUAUUUAGACAGGUUGUCACUAUAGACAGGAUUUGUAAUGCUUUGGUCAAUAGGAAAAAUCAUCUAAGUGACCACACAAAAAAAUGUCACUUUGGCCAGGUGGUCGAGGUGGUCAUUUGUACAGGUCUGACUGUAUAUCAAAGGCCAGGUGGUCUUGAUGUAGAGGUGGUCAAUUGUACAAGUUUGACUGUAUACUGGAAAUCCAACCCUACAGUUGUAGGUUUCCACUUUUUCUGUCAUGUUUUAACUUUACAAGACAGAAACACUCACUUAUUCAUACCAGAUACUGCACUGACAUGUAUGUAUAAGGUACAGAAAAAUGGAAAAAUGAAACCUUAUGUCAUGAUGUAACAAUCUGUAUAUAUAGAUGAAGAAUAUUUUGAUAUGAAAAGUCUACAUCACUUGAAUGCCAUAUACACAAUUGAUAAGUAUAUUGGGAUAUCAUAUCCAGACAGCUUCAAUUUUUUCCUGCAGGGCUAAUGUUGGACAAGUUUUCUGAAAUUCACUUGUCCUAUCGGGCAAGUACAUAAAAAAUCUACUUGCCCAAACCAACUUUUCACUUGCCUGAAAUCUAAAUGGUGCUUUUCUAUCUAUUUUCACUUCCAGCAAUGGAAUUCUUUUAUUAUUGGCUGUAUUUUUCUGGGUUGACCAAUGUUUGAUGAAAUGACUCUGAAAAGUGACUAGUAUCAAAAUUUCACUCGUGGAAAAAUCUUACUUGCCCAAUGGGGCAAGUGAGGUACAUUAUACUAUAGGACAUGUGCUUGCCCGAUCAGCACUUUCACUUGCCCAGGACAAUCGGGCUAGUGUACUUGUCCAACCCUGCCAUGCACUCAUUGUUUGGGAACCCAUUGUCUUUAGAUCUGUCAUUGAUGCUUACAAGUACCCUUUUUUUGUGGAUUUAGUAACACAAGGUAUCUUUUUACAAAUGGUGUGAUUUUUUUUUUCCAUCGCAACAAGCACAUUUCUGUAGUGGGACGUGUACAUGUAUUAUAUAUAGGCCUGAUCCACAUUUCACAUUUGAACAACUCCUUACUGAUGUACCAAUAAAAAUCUUGCGUUAUUUAUUAUUAUUAGGGACUAGUUGGAACGAUGUGCAUGUGAUAUCAAAAUUGUGUCACAAAAAUAUGACUCAUCAAGUUUUUUAUGUAUUAUAUUCAUAUAGGAAACAAAGGUUGAAAGCCAAUGCCAUAUGAACACUGUAAGAUAAUCAAUAUUUUUGUAGCACAUAUUUUGAAAAGUAUAAAGGGACCAGAGGAAGUGUUUGUGUUUGUUAAGUUUUGUUUGGAGUUGAAAAAAAAAUGUUUGUUUUCAAUGUUGAAUGUAGAAUAGCGCACAGAAUAUUGACCUUGUGUACAUUUUUUUUUUAAUCAGAAAUGUUUCUUUCAACAUUCAAUUUAGAAUUUGGGGGAUUAGAAAGUUGUUAUGCUGAUAUGAUUUCCCCUUUUGUGUUACUGUUUCAUAUUUUGUUAAGUAAAAGGCAAUCAAAGGUCUUCCAGGUUCAUAACUAAAGAAGAAAAUUCCUUGUUAUCUUUUGAUCAUGGCAAAAACAUGUACCCGUAUGAAAAUAUGUUUUAAAAUAGGGUUCCAUCAAGUAAUUUUUUUUUUCAAGUCUUAUUACAAUCAGAGGAAAUAUGAGGCCAUACAAGAUGGUAGUCACUUAUUUGCAUUUUAAAGAAAUACAUAUAGUACUAGUAUGUAUACGUGUUGAAUUGAAAGCACUGUUGAAAAUAUUUCUUUGAAUAUUGCAUUAAGUCGGGUCUUAUAUACAAACCAGACAAUCCUGAAAAAUUUGAUGACUUUGUUAUUCUUCACGUUUGCCAAGCAAAGGAUUUGAAGUUAUGUAUGUACAUAGCGAUAAUAUCUGCUUUAUUUCAAGCAAUAGCAAGUGUAAAACAAGCAACAUUUUCUUGUGUUUCAAUGUUAAAGUUAACUUUCCAGUAUUUGUUCCGCAUAGUACAGAAGUGUAUUUCACAGCUUUUUAGGCAUGCAUUUUUAUCGAUUUGAAUCUAAGUACUACAGAAGGGGAAUCUUGGAAGUCAUAUUUGGGUGAUGUGAAGUGAUUAAAGAACACGGAACAAAAAAAAAUCGUAUGAAUGUUAUAUACAUGAUUGUACAUAUCCAACAGGCUAAUGUAUCUGAAUGAUAAUUGAAAUUACCACCAUUGUUGCUGUUCUGCAAUCUGUACAGUGUCAUUUUCACUUGCUUUGCUGUUUCUGUUUAACAGAAUAAAGAGUAUUUUAUUCCUGAAA